Molecule: messenger RNA, 3828 nt
Organism: Sphaerodactylus townsendi
Lineage: Eukaryota; Metazoa; Chordata; Lepidosauria; Squamata; Sphaerodactylidae
Gene: PTPN12
Product: protein tyrosine phosphatase non-receptor type 12
Exons: 17
Coding region: 294-2540 (748 amino acids)
Biological process (GO): peptidyl-tyrosine dephosphorylation
Cellular component (GO): nucleus; cytoplasm
Molecular function (GO): non-membrane spanning protein tyrosine phosphatase activity
Source: RefSeq, a predicted model, not a curated record
GGAGAGGAGGAUGCCUCGUCGCCUUUUCAGUCUUUGGUGUCGGUGGUUGCCGCGUUAGGGAAGGGAAGGCGGGAGGGGCUGGUGGCGGCGGCGGCUCUGAAGGGGGAAGAAUGGCACGGGGGGCCGGGCAGCGUUGAGGGGGGCCCGCCAUCCCCCGAGGGAGGGUCGAGGGAGAGAGGGCCGGGGCGGCGGCGGCGGCGGCGGCGGAAGGAAAAGCCGCAGCCAGAAAGCCGGUCGGUGGGGCGGCUGCUCAAGCUGCGGCUCUCCUGUUCGGAGGGGAGGAAGGAGGGAGGAUGGAGCAAGAGGAGAUCCUGAGGAAAUUCAUCCAGCGUGUCCAGGCUAUGAAGAACGCGGACAACAACGGGGAGGACAACUUCGCCGCCGAGUUCAUGAGGCUAAGGAGGCUAUCAACCAAGUAUAUAACAGAAAAGAUCUACCCAACAGUCACAGGAGAAAAAGAAGAAAAUGUGAAAAAGAACAGAUACAAGGAUAUACUGCCAUUUGACCACAGCAGAGUUAAACUGACUUUAAAAACGCCCCCACAAGAUUCAGACUACAUCAAUGCAAAUUUUAUUAAGGGAGUCUGUGGGCCAAAAACAUAUGUAGCAACCCAGGGACCACUAGCAAAUACAGUAGUAGAUUUCUGGAGGAUGAUAUGGGAGUACAGUAUUGCAAUUAUUGUAAUGGCUUGUCGUGAAUUUGAAAUGGGAAGGAAAAAAUGUGAGCGUUAUUGGCCUCCAAAUGGAGAGGAAGGUGUGUCUUUUGGACCAUUUCAUAUUUCUUGUGAAGCUGAGCAAGCAAGAACAGACUACUAUAUUAGAACUCUGCUACUUGAAUUUCAAAAUGAAACACGUAGGGUAUAUCAGUUUCAUUAUGUGAACUGGCCUGAUCAUGAUGUUCCUUCAUCAUUUGAUUCUAUUCUGGACAUGAUCAGCUUAAUGAGAGAAUACCAGGAGCAUGAAGACGUUCCUAUUUGUAUACACUGCAGUGCAGGGUGUGGAAGAACGGGAGCCAUCUGUGCCAUAGAUUACACAUGGAAUUUGUUGAAAGCUGGGAAAAUACCAGAGGAUUUCAAUGUGUUUAGCUUAAUUCAAGAAAUGAGGACGCAGAGACAUUCUGCGGUACAGACUAAGGAGCAGUAUGAACUUGUUCAUCGAGCCAUAGCACAGUUGUUUGAAAAGCAACUGCAAAAAUAUGAGAACUGUGCCAACUGGGAAAUUGCAGAUGGGCUGAAUGAAGCUAGCACAGAGAAUACAGUUAUUUCUGGAGACAUCGAGAAACAGGAUUCUCCUCCACCAAAGCCACCUCGGACACGCAGCAGCUGCCUUGUAGAAGGAGAUGCUAAAGAAGAAAUUCUGCAGCCUCCCGAGCCUCAUCCAGUGCCACCUAUUUUGACUCCAUCACCUCCUUCUGCCUACCCAACUGUCACAACUGUGUGGCAGGACAAUGAUCGAUACCACCCGAAGCCUGUCUUGCACAUAGUUUCUUCGGAACAUUCGGCAGAUGUGAAUGAAAACUACAGUAAAGCAUCAGACCAUUCAGGGAAGAAUGAACUGUCUGAAUAUGUAGAGAAGAAGCUGGAGUGCAACUUGAGUUUUGAAAUUAAAAAAGUCCCUCUUCAAGAGGGGCCAAGGAGCUUUGAUGGCAACUCUCUCUUGAAUAGGGGACAUGCAAUUAAAAUUAAAAGUGGCCCUUCUUGUGCACUGGAUAAAACAUUUAAGCCACAAGAGCAAGGCUCAGGAGAUGCAUCUGUUGAUACCUUGCAAAACUCUUGUAUGGAAUGCAACAUGCAGCAACAGAAUACAGCUGUAAUAUCUUCGCUGGAAGGACAUCAGUGCCUUAUAGGUUCUGAUUCUGUGCAGAGACCAGACUGUUUGCCUCUCAAAGAGAAGGGAUGUGGUAGAUGGUUGCUACAAGGGGCUGAAAAUGUACAGCCUACAUCAACACCAGAGGACACACAAUUUGCUGUUUUAUGUCCUGGUGUUAAAAGUCUGUCAGUAUCACCAAACUCACCAUCUCAAAUGGAUCUCUCUUCCAAUAAAUUGACAGAUCUCCAUCAUACAGCUGCAGUUUCAGUUAGAGUCCCCCUUUGUUUUACAAAUCCGCUGCAUUCUGAUGAUUCUGAUACAGAUGAAAUGAACUCUGGUGAAGCCAGGUCUCAAAGCAUGUCUAAUAUUUCAACCGCAAGUGCCACAGUUUCUGCCGCUGUUAGCACAGAAAACAUUUCGGCUAGAAAAGUAUUGCCAAUGUCCAUUGCAAGGCAAGACUCUAUAAUUGUAGUGCAUUCUAGAGCCCACAAAGAUGCUGGUGCUAGUGAAGACUCCUGUCCUCCUCUUCCAGAAAGGACGCCAGAGUCUCUUGUGCUUGCAAGUGAACAGAUCACAGCCUUGCCCAAAGCUGUUCUCCUUCCACAAGCUGCUGAAUGGAGUUCAUUACAAAACCAGAAAACUUCUGAACAAACACAAUAUGCUAACAUCCUGAAACGGAAGACUCAUCACAGACUGACAGAAUACCUCAGCCUCAUCUCUCCAGUCCCAUAGCUAGAGGAGAUCCCACUUCUGAAGUUCCGAAUGAAACUACAGCUAUUGAUUUUGGAAACCGCUGUGGAAAACCGAAAGGACCAAGAGAGCCACCUUCAGAAUGGACAUGAUGAACACUUGCUAAUUUUUAUACUGGAAUACUCAAGUGCCACUGAACUAGAACAGUAGUAUCCCAUUCUUUAUUGGGGGAGGGAGAGGGGGGAGAGGGACUAACAGUGUAAACACAACUACACAAUGGUAAUCUGUAGCUGUACAUUCACCCAAAUCUUAAAUAUUCAUAACAGUGGAGUCUAGUAUUGCAAUCUAACUUUGAGGCCAUCAACCUGCCUUAUUACACUUAGUAGCAAGUAUUACAUAAGGUUUAUUUUAUUACUUCAAGUAUUAUUGCCUUAAUGUCCUUUUAACCCUGUUACACACUGUUUAUAGACAUGUUAAUAUAGUGAAACUUUUGACAAAUUGAGUUUAUGGAAAACUUUUUUGCCAAUGUUUGAUUACCAUGUACACUUUAUUUUGUAUACGUGCAGGGCAAACAGGUAUAUAAUUUGAUAAAGCUGCAAUCAUAAAGUAUUAACAGAAGGUGUAAGCAGUCUCUGCAUGAUCUAAAUUUUUGUGUACCCCUAUUUGUAAAUUAUUUGCCCUACUGUUAGUAAAUAGCUGUUUUUUUUAAGUGCUGAGCGCAUAUCCAGAACUACAAGAUAGCAGAGAUGACAAUUGUAAUACAUUUUGUAAAUUGUAAACAAAAGGUUAUUUUUAUAUUAUAUGCUGUUUAACUGUCACUUCUGAUUUGUCCUGGUUUUCAUCUAAUUAUGGAGAGUCCGUAAGUGCCUUGAAAUACCAGAUUUUUAGCCUAAAUAUGUUUCUGAUUGCAACAGCGUAUCAUCAAAUAUUCAAACUGUGCCAGUAAAUGAGAACACUUAAACUCGCUCUUCAAUUAUUGUUCGUAGUAUAUUUCAACUACAGAGUGUAAAAGUGUAACAUUUCUAGAAAAAAGUAUUUCUAGCCGACACCAGGUUUAUUAUUACAGUAUACUAAUGGGUGUUUAUUUGUUCAAACCCUUUGAAGACACACUGUUGAAAGAACCAUUGAGGGAUACUCCAAUUUGCUAGAGAAAAAUAACUGUUUCACUAAAUGGUCAGGCAUGCAUGUAAAACUAAGGGUUCUUACAGAACUCUCGAGUCAACACUAUCUCUUGGCCUCAUACAAGGACAGGGUUAAGUCUUGUACGGCUCCACUACGUCUGUGUUUUUGUUUCUGUAACAUAAAUUUAAAGUAAAGAACUAUUUCUUCA